AUGUCAAUUGAAAAUCUCAAGUCCUACGACCCCUUCGCCGAAGCCGACGAAGACACCGGCGAGACCAAACAGUCUCAAAAUUAUAUCCAUAUUCGGAUCCAACAGCGCAAUGGACGAAAGACUUUGACCACCGUUCAGGGUCUCCCCAAGAAAUUCGACCAGAAGAAGAUUCUCAAGGUCAUCAAGAAGCAAUUUGCUUGCAAUGGCACCAUCGUAGCUGACAGCGAGAUGGGCGAGGUCAUCCAGCUCCAGGGUGACCAGCGCAAGGUCGUGCAAGAGUUCCUCAUCAACACCAAGGAGGGACUCGGAUUGGAUUCCAAGACCAUCAAGGUCCACGGUUUCUAA
Messenger RNA from Colletotrichum fioriniae, 345 nucleotides. RefSeq names its product Eukaryotic translation initiation factor 1b. Gene Ontology annotation, biological process: translational initiation. Gene Ontology annotation, cellular component: eukaryotic 43S preinitiation complex. Gene Ontology annotation, molecular function: translation initiation factor activity; ribosomal small subunit binding; RNA binding. Lineage: Eukaryota; Fungi; Ascomycota; Sordariomycetes; Glomerellales; Glomerellaceae. The record is from RefSeq and is a predicted model, not a curated record.